GGCUGGGCAGGGGCUCGCGCCUCCGCGGCAGCCAUGGCGUACAACGGCCUCACGGUGCCUCUCAUCGUGAUGAGCGUGUUCUGGGGCUUCGUCGGCUUCUGCGUGCCCUGGUUUAUCCCUAAGGGUCCCAACCGGGGAGUUAUCAUCACCAUGUUGGUAACCUGUUCAGUUUGCUGCUAUCUCUUUUGGCUGAUUGCAAUUCUGGCCCAACUCAACCCUCUCUUUGGACCACAGUUGAAAAAUGAAACCAUCUGGUACCUCAAGUAUCAUUGGCCUUGAGGAGGAAGACCUGCUCUCCAGCGCUCAGUCAUUGAGGUCACGAAGAGAAUUCCUCUAGAUGCAAAAUCAACUCCAAACCCAGACCGCCUUCUUUGACUUGCCUAUUUUGGCCAUCAGCUGCCUUAAACAUUCACACCAUAUUUGAAUAUCUUAUUCUACAAUGCAGUAUUUUUUCCUGUUGCCUUUUUUUACAUUUUGAUGAAUUAUGUGCCUACUUAAACUGUGCUGACUCCAUAAAAUGUUUAUGCACUCUUCUGAGAUAGAGGGUGCUAUUCUUCUGAGAAAUACAUUGCUCUCUCCUUGGAACCUGUGAAUUUGAAGAUGACUCCUGCCUGGUCACAACAUGAGAAUCAGCAAAGUGUUUAAAAACUGUCACAAGACAAGGCAGUCAGUAGGAGAGCAUGUUCAGAGGGAAUAUCUGUCCCAACAGAAUUACACCAAAGUAUAUUUUCAGGAUGACUUUCUUAUUUCUGCCAUCUACUGGAAUAAAUUAUUUUUCAGCUUUCUG
Molecule: messenger RNA, 787 nt
Organism: Canis lupus familiaris (dog)
Lineage: Eukaryota; Metazoa; Chordata; Mammalia; Carnivora; Canidae
Gene: ATP6V0E1
Product: ATPase H+ transporting V0 subunit e1
Biological process (GO): proton transmembrane transport
Cellular component (GO): proton-transporting V-type ATPase, V0 domain
Molecular function (GO): proton-transporting ATPase activity, rotational mechanism
Source: RefSeq, marked provisional